This is a messenger RNA of Bactrocera oleae (olive fruit fly), 930 nucleotides long. RefSeq lists its product as uncharacterized. The record is from RefSeq and is a predicted model, not a curated record. NCBI's taxonomy places the organism in Eukaryota, Metazoa, Arthropoda, Insecta, Diptera, Tephritidae.
CAUAAUUUUUUCCGUAUAAAAGUAUUCAAAGUCCAUCCUUUGUCAAAAGCUCGACGACUUUCAAAGAGAAAGCACAUAUUCUUAACAUAAAACUUCAACGAAAAUGAGAACACAAGCUGCAACAGCCUUAUACGCAUUUCUAGCUCUGUGCUGUCUAGGAAGCACAUUAUGUGGCCUCAUCACGGAACUUGGUAAACCGCUUCAGCAGGCUGGCAAUGCUGUUAGAGAACUGGGUAACAAAAUUCCAAGGGCCGCAAACGUAAAUUCCGACCUCGGUAGCGUUAAUACUGUUAAAGAUGUCGCCAAAGAAGUCGGUGGUAAAAUUUCCGAUCUAAGUCCCAUCAAGAGUAUCAUCAGUCCUAUUCCGAGUGAAAUCGGUUUCUUUAAUAAGUUAAUUUCUAUACUCCGCAAACUGCUGUCAUCACUUAAACGCAAAGCCAAAGAAGAGCAUAACGAAGAUGAACCGUCAUCUACGGUGGCAGUAGAGCCUAUUGAGACAACGAAAGCUGGGCCCCAGGACGAUGAAAGUUCAACUGUUGUUGCUACAGAAAUACCAACUGAAUCCGAAACCGAUGAGUUAGCAACACAGGUUCCAGUUGAUAAUUCCUCAGAUGAACUAACUGAGUCCGAAGCCGAUGAGUCAGCACCACAGGUUCCAGUCGCUAUAUCCAGCUUAUUGCCAUAACUUUAAACAACAAUUCUUCGUUAUUGAAAUUGUCAUAAACAAACAUCUAAUUUAUUAAAUAGUUCUUGAGAGUUGUUUAAAAUUAAAAAUACAAGGAAUUUUAUUUUAACGUAAUUUGAAAAAUUAGUUGAGGAUACGGAAAUUAUGACUGGCGGUCCACUUCAUACGCGGAAGACUUAGACGACAAAAAUAUGUGCAACAUUCAAGAACAUGCAAUAAAUUACAAUUUUUUCUGUUGCUUUAAA